ACAAUCGGCGGCUCAUAUAGACCGGCCAUGCACGAAUCGAAAUUCAGCGUUUUAUUGCGCGCGCUAUAUAUACCGUAUAUUAGUGUCCGAUCCGAUCUUCCCGUCUACCUUUACACGGGCACGUUAUGGUGUCGUGCAGACUUCCAUUUAUUGGUAUUUUUCGGCUCCAUUUGGUUGAUUGUCAAAGAAUUUUGGCUGCCAGAAUUUUGAUACGACACCAACUUAGCAAAUUUCUCCCAAGGAACUACGUUAGCGGUCAAAGCAUAAUGACGGAUAGUAAAGGAAGUAAACGUAGCUGUGUGAGAAUAGGCACACACAAUGGAACUUUUCACUGUGAUGAGUCCUUAGCUUGCUUCAUGCUUCAACAGCUUCAUCAAUACAAAGAUUCAGAAAUAAUUCGUACCAGAGAUCCUGCUCUCCUCGAAACCUGUGACAUCGUAGUUGACGUUGGUGGAGUGUAUGAUCCAUCUCGACAUCGUUAUGAUCAUCAUCAGAGAUCGUUCAAAGACACCAUGAAUUCAUUGAAUCCUGUAUUACCAUGGACUAUUAAACUGAGCAGUGCUGGUUUGGUUUACUAUCACUUUGGUAAGCAGGUUAUCUCAACGACCCUUGACCUUUCACCUGAUGAUCCUGACGUGACCUCUAUCUAUAACAAAGUCUAUGAGAACUUUCUUCAAGAGGUGGAUGCCAUCGACAAUGGUAUAAAUCAAACAGAUGAGAAGCCAAGGUAUGCCGUAACCACCAAUCUGAGUUCUAGAGUGGCACAUCUCAAUCCCUCAUGGAAUGAUACAGAACAAGACUUUGAGAGUGGUUUUCUAAAGGCAGUAGCAUUGACAGGUGAGGAGUUUCUUGAUAGGGUCAAUUAUUAUGCCAAGGUAUGGCUACCAGCUAGAAGCGUCGUCAAGACAGCACUUCAAGAUAGAUUCAAUGUUGAUGCAUGUGGUGAGAUCAUCACCUUCCCACAAGGAGGCUGCCCAUGGAAAGAACAUUUAUUUGAAUUGGAACAGGUCUUAGAAUUAGACCUACCAAUCAAAUAUGUCCUCUACCCUGAUAGCAAUGGUGCAUGGAGAAUACAGUGUGUACCAAUCAACAAACAUUCCUUUGAAAACAGACUAUCUCUUCCUGAAAAGUGGCGUGGUAUCCGUGAUGAAGCACUGAGUGAGAUUACAGGUAUCUAUGGAUGCAUCUUUGUCCAUGCAGGAGGCUUUAUUGGUGGCAACAAGUCAAAAGAGGGAGCCCUUCAAAUGGCUAGGAAAUCACUACAAUUAGGCCAAGAAAUGGACUGAAAAUUGUUCUACCUGCUUCUGAUUGCUGUUAAUAUGCUUCCCGGAGGCCGUUUCAUAAAGAUGUUCCUUUAUUACACGUUAAACAAAUGCCAAUGAAUAUACCAUUUAAUACAAGAAAGGAUCACCAGUCGUUCUUAAAGUCGCUCUUAACUUUUGAACAGUUUUAUGAAACACCCACCAGUUCCUAUUUAUUGUGUGUUGAUGUCACUCUAGCUGUACCUGCACCUAACAACAUCCGGAUGGGGGGAUAAUCAACACCCCCUCCUAAACAUUUUCCAGGACCAUGUUGAAUGUAAUAAAGUGCUGUCAUAACACACAGGGGUAAUCAAGUAUCACUGACAAGUCCUAGGUCACAUGAUCAAUGUCAAAUGUCAUUUCGGGUUGAUGAACUUAGUAUUGUAUCAUUAUAUGAAUGUUGUUUUUUGUUAAUUAUUUUAUAGUAGUUUUCAAAGUCAGCACUGCUGCUAUGCUGAAACGCGUAAUGCAGGUGAGACUGCCAGAGGCGCUCCACUUGUUAUUGGAUAAAUUUACUGAAUUUACAGCCUGACUGAGAUGAAAUAUCUGAAUAUUUUUGUCUUGUCUGUAUGAAACCAACAUGGAAUACACCCAAAAUUUUGGGAUAUAAUUCAAUAAUUACUAAAUUUGUAAAGUAAAUAGCUCAUAAAAAAAUAACUUACAGAGAGAGUGUACCAGAUUCUGAUCUCAUGUCACUCAUAUUGGAAUGUUAUAUGGUACUGACUCUUUAUCAAAGCUUAGAAAGACUUUAAGCUCAACUUGAAACAACAUCAACUGACUUUUUCUUGAAUGAUGAAAUGUCAUUCCAAUGCGAGUCCUUCAUAUUUGCUAGUUUGUAUUCUUAGCAUGAGACAAGAUAUUAAAAUGGUUUUUAUUUUGAUUCCCGAUAUGGUUGUCACAAAUCCAGCAGUUCAGAUUCGCAAGCAAAGCUGGAAAUGUAUUUUUGAAGACAUCAUGUUAUUAAUACAAAACACAAAAGCUUGGAUGCAUACUGUUCAUAGAAGGAUGUAUUAUGUGUUUUUAACCCUUUUACUCUACGUGGUGGAGUGGGCAUAAUGGCCCUCUCCCUAGGCAUUUAUUUGUUGUGAUUUAAAUACUUUCAAGUCGUGCAAGACCUUUGGAAUUGAAUUUGCGAUAUCCGAGUAGCAGUUACAGAAUUAUGGAACAUAAUGUAAGUGCAUGUCAGACCAAAAAUUGCCUCAAAACAUGUUUUUUCUGUACAAAGUAAAUACAAAAUGUAUUCCAACUGACAGUCUCUGCCAUCGUGCAAAUUCUCGUUGCUAUCACAUGAUCUGUGGCCGAGAUUUUAAGGAGGGCCAUAACCCAGCCCACCCCCCCCUCCCCAGGAGUGACAAGAAUAAAAAUACCCCAGGGUUAUUAAGAUUAAAAGAUUUGAUGCCUAUAAAGAAGAAGCACAAUUACAGCAAAAAUCAGGAAACACAUUACUCCAAUAACUACUAUUUUAUCAUUCACAGAAUCUUUGUAGGAUUCUGAUCAAAUGUACUUUCUCAAAAUAUGUUUCACAAUAUUUCUUAUGUAUUGUUCUUAAAAUUUCAUAUGUAUUUGCCUUUUUUAAUGUAAAACCUAGGCUAUUUUAUUUUGAUCAGUUAAACCAGUAAGAUUGAAAAUGAUACAUUUAUGAAUUUUUGCAAUAAUGCAAAGACAGCCCCCCUUAGAUCUUGCGAUCACAACAAAAGUUGGCAUGCAUGUCACCCAUUAGGUAAUCUCACAGUCAAUAUUACCAAAAUUCUUGCUAUUUGUUUUUAAUUAUGGUAAUUUUUGCAGGAUAUCAUAAUUUGGCUGUAAAUCUUUCAAUAUAUCCCCCAAACUGCUAGAUUUUGGUCUGGACACUCUUCUUAGGACUAUUAUCAAAUUUUACUAAAAAAAGUUGCAAUAUCAAAUUAUUUGUUAAAGUGUCUUAUUGUUUUAACAAUUUCUUAUGUAUUUCUAAUUCUAUGUUUUUUUCGACUUUAUGUUUUCAUUGCUUUUUGUGAUGGAAAUCGUCGGCAACACUAUUUCAGUUAUAGAGAAUAUGAAAUCUAUUGCUUUUAAACAGUGAUUGUAAAAAUAAUGAUACAUUUAUAAAUUUUGGCUACAUAAAGAAUUUGCAUUGGAUUUGUACAUGAAAUGACGUUGUUGAGCAAUUUUAGGUCUGCAUGCACUGAAGAAAUGUUGCAAUUUUGGUCUCAGAUGUAGCGCAAGACUUGAAAGUCAAAAGUCAGCAAGUGACAUCUUCAAAAAAAUUUGGCCGUUAAUCUCGCGAUCACGAUAAAAAUUGGCAUGCGGUCACCAAUGACAUAAUCUCCACAAUUUCAUUGUCAAUUGUACCAAAAUCAAAGGUCAAGUCCACCCCAGAAAAAAUGUUGAUUUGAAUAAAUAGAGAAAAAAACUAGCAGGACGCUGAAAAUUUAAUCAAAAUCGGAUGUAGAAUAAGAAAGUUAUGGCAUUUUAAAGUUUCCCUUAUUUUUCACAAAACAGUGAUAUGCAACAACUCAGUGAUAUGCAGAUGAGUCGGUCGUGAUGUCCAUCACUCACUAUUUUAUUUGUUUUUUAUUGUUUGAAUUAUACAAUGUAUCAUUUUUUACACAUUUGACAAUGAGGACCAACUUGACUGAACCAUAUAGUAUUAAGCUAUGUUCAGGGAGGAAUUAAUCGUUGUUUCACUUGACAAUGAGAACAAAAUUAGAAUAUUUCAUAUUUCAUAUAAUAAAAUACAAAAGAAAUAGUGAGUGGAUGACGCCAUCAGUCUCUUCAUUUGCUUAUCGACCAGGAUGUGCAUAUAGCUGUUUUGUGAAAUUAAGCAAUACUUUAAAAUGUCAUAACUUUUUAUUUUAUAUCCGAUUUUGAUGAAAUUUUCAGUGUUAUGCUUGUUGAAUUUUUCUCUUCUUAUUCAAAUCAACUUUUUGUUGGGGUGGACUUUUCCUUUAAAAGUUAAUCAAUGCAUAAAAUCAUUAUUUGGCUGUAAAUCGUUUAAUAAAUAUAUACCCAAAACUGCUAGAUUUUGGUCUGGACACUUAUCUUAAAACUAUUAUCAAUAUCAAAUGUAUACUUAAAGGGGAAUCCAACCCAAAUAAAAACUUUUUUUUGUAAGAAAAAGAAAAAUCAGACAAGUUGAUAGGUGAAAGUUUGAACAAUAUUGGACAAACGACAAGAAAGUUAUGAAUUUUUAAAAGUUGUAAAUAUCGGUAAUCACUAUACCCAUGGAGACUUCAAAUUGGCCGCAUAUGGGAUGACAUAGUGAUUUAAGGCAAGGACUACUCUUCCAUGUACUCCAAUACAUGUCAUUUUUCCCCAAAGUUUUAUUUCAAAUUAUAUUUUUCUUUCAUGAGGACUCAAAACAAUAUACUACCUGGGUUAUAUUUAGAUUACUGCCCCAGGGGAAUGGUUUUUCAUUUUUUUUCUGUGGAAAUCAUCGGCAACACUAUUUCAGUCAUAAACAACGUGAAAUCUAUUGCUUUUUAAUCAGUAAUUAUAAAAAGAAUGAUACAUUUAUGAAUUUUGGCUACAUAAAGAAUUUGCAUUGGAUUUGUAGGAGAAAUUGAGCAAUUUUGAGUCUGGCACGCACUUACAAAAUGUUAUGUAGCUUUAGAACUGCGUACCCCUGUGUUGCGAACUUGGUCUUACAAGUUGCGCAAGACUUGAAUGAAAAAGUUAUGAAGCAUUGUGGCACGUUUUUUUUUCUUGUGUGUGUUACAUAUUUAUCAUGAAAAAUGGCAACGGGGGUUGUUUUUGCCCCUACCCCCCCCCCCCUUUUGGGCUGGAUAGGAUUAAUCUUUGAUGGAUUUCUCAACAGAAACGGCAAAAGUCAUUCAUUGUUGUACAAUUUAAUGUGUUAAAGACAAUCCAUUGUGACUCCUGCAGAGAUAAGGUUUUUGCCAUAAUUACUCUGUUUUUCAACAAAAUUAUGGUAUGACAGUUUUCGUAAAUUAGGAUUUAACAAAAAUAUAUGUAUGUUAAAAAAAGCUUCUCCCACAAAUAAAUGUUAAUGGCACUUUAAAUGAUUAUGUAGAAAUUACUGAAUCAUAUUUUAUAUGAUUUUAUAAUUGCAAAACUAGCAUUGUUUUAUACAAGUGGCAUAAAUUUUAUGAGAUAUGGUUCAUUGAACAUCGAGAUAUGUGCCUUCUUUCAGCAGUCAGUAAACCCCUAAAUCCAUUAUUAUGUUGAAUAAAAUGUGAAAUCCAA
Messenger RNA from Lytechinus pictus (painted urchin), 5483 nucleotides. Its product is annotated as MYG1 exonuclease-like. The record is from RefSeq and is a predicted model, not a curated record. Bases 126 to 1286 code for a protein of 386 amino acids. NCBI's taxonomy places the organism in Eukaryota, Metazoa, Echinodermata, Echinoidea, Temnopleuroida, Toxopneustidae. Gene Ontology annotation, cellular component: nucleus; cytoplasm. The transcript is spliced from 8 exons.